Messenger RNA from Aspergillus wentii DTO 134E9, 1509 nucleotides. RefSeq names its product MATE family efflux transporter. Lineage: Eukaryota; Fungi; Ascomycota; Eurotiomycetes; Eurotiales; Aspergillaceae. Gene Ontology annotation, cellular component: membrane. The record is from RefSeq and is a predicted model, not a curated record. The transcript has 2 exons. The coding region runs from base 1 to 1509 and encodes 502 amino acids. Gene Ontology annotation, molecular function: xenobiotic transmembrane transporter activity; antiporter activity. Gene Ontology annotation, biological process: xenobiotic detoxification by transmembrane export across the plasma membrane.
AUGCGCGUCAAACUCCCCAUCGCCCGCCAGGGCAGCGAGGCAUCCCCCAACGAGUAUACAUCUCUUCUCCCAAAGCCAGCAGAUAUCGAAAGCUCUUUGGCACCAGAAGAAGAUGAAGGCACUGAAUCACAUCCCUCGGAAAGAAGCCUUGUGGCUUCAGAGUUCUGGCUGCUCCUAAAAGGCUCUAUCCCCGUGAUUCUGGCCUAUACACUGCAGAACAGUCUCCAGACGAUAUCUAUCAUCAUAGUUGGACGUUCUUCACCUGAAAAUCUGGCCACGAGUGCAUUCUCUCUCAUGUUUGCCAUGAUCACAGCAUGGAUGAUUGCGUUGGGAGGGACGACUGCUUUGGAUACGCUGGCCUCGUCGACGUUUACUGGGAGCUCGAACAAACAUGAUCUUGGGAUUCUGCUUCAGAGAGGGUUCUUCGUUUUGAGUCUCUUUUACAUCCCGGUUGCUAUUCUCUGGGUGUGUUCGGAGCCUGUUUUUCUUUUCUUAGGCCAGGAUCCGAAUCUAUCACGGGACAGUGCUAGGUUUUUGACUUGUUUGAUUCCUGGAGGACUGGGUUAUAUCUAUUUUGAAUUGAUGAAGAAGUAUCUGCAAGCACAAGGAAUCAUGCGGCCUGGUACAUACGUUCUUCUGAUAACCUCGCCGUUCAAUGCCGGUCUCAACUAUCUUUUCUGCUAUACCUUUCACAUGGGACUACUUGGUGCCCCCCUUGCAACAAGUAUCUCCUACUGGCUCUCAUUUGUUCUGCUACUUCUUUAUGCCCGGUUCAUUGCAGGAUCCGAGUGCUGGGGUGGAUGGUCACGAGAAGCCUUCAGAAAUCUCGGUACCUUUGCUCGUUUGGCUUUCCUGGGCAUAAUCCAAGUUGGCACAGAGUGGUGGGCAUUCGAGAUUGUGGCUCUCGCGGCCGGCCGCCUCGGAACGAUUUCCCUUGCCGCUCAAAGUGUGAUUAUGACAGCAGACCAGGUUCUAAACACCGUGCCAUUCGGUGUGGGAGUGGCGACGUCAGCACGAGUAGGCAAUCUACUUGGGUCGCGGAAUUCUCGCGGUGCCGCGCGCGCCGCCAACGCUGCGGCCUGGCUUAGCAUGUUUCUUGGGACCGUGGUAUUGGCCGUCCUGAUGGGCUCCCGGAACCACUUUGCUAAGAUAUUCAAUAACGACGAGCGGGUCGUUCGUCUGACCGCAGAGGUGCUUCCGUAUGUUGCGCUGUUCCAGAUUGCGGAUGGGCUGAACGGAAGCUGCGGAGGUAGUCUUCGAGGGAUGGGCCGGCAGCAUGUCGGCGCCAUGGUCAAUAUUAUCAGCUACUACGGCGGAGCACUGCCGCUAGGAAUCUGGUUGGCAUUCCAUGGCUGGGGACUCAAAGGUUUGUGGGUAGGACAGUGUAUUGCUUUGUAUCUAGUGGGGGCGUUGGAGUGGAUGAUUGUUGCAUUGAGCAACUGGAACAAAGAGGUUGACAAGGCCUUUAGACGGAUGGAUGUCGAGGAACGAAUUGAGAGGGAGGAUUAG